CUGUAGAUAGAGAGCAAUGAAGCUAAAGGAGUUGGAGAGUUGCCUACAACAGGUUGAUGCCUUUGAAAACCCUAAACUACUCCUGGAGCAGUAUCCCACCAGACCGCAUAUAGCAGCAUGUAUGCUAUACACGAUCCAUAACACAUUUGGUGAUAUUGAAGAUAAAGUGGUUGCAGAUCUCGGCUGUGGAUGUGGGGUGUUGAGUAUUGGGGCAGCUAUGUUGGGUGCAGGUUUAUGCCUGGGAUUUGAUAUAGACGAAGAUGCUUUGGAAAUAUUUAGAACCAAUGCUGAUGAGUUUGAACUUACAAAUAUUGACCUAGUGCAGUGUGAUAUCUGCUCAUUGCCAGCUCACUGUCUGGUGAAGGCUGUGGACACGGUGAUAAUGAAUCCUCCUUUUGGAACAAAACACAAUAAAGGUAUGGAUAUGACGUUUCUUAAGACUGCUCUGCAGAUGGCAAGGACAUCUGUAUAUUCCCUACAUAAGACCUCUACAAGAAAGCAUAUCCAGAAAAAGGCUGCCGACUGGAAAGUGAAGAUGGAAGUGGUGGCAGAGCUUCGCUAUGAUCUUCCAGCGUCCUACAAGUUCCACAAGAAGAAAUCAGUUGACAUAGACGUGGAUUUUAUCAGAUUCUCAUUCGACUGACACUCAGCAUCUGUAGACUUAAAAUAUGCAUCCAAUUUUUU
Messenger RNA from Nanorana parkeri, 684 nucleotides. RefSeq names its product methyltransferase like 5 (gene METTL5). Bases 17 to 643 code for a protein of 208 amino acids. Gene Ontology annotation, molecular function: nucleic acid binding; rRNA (adenine-N6-)-methyltransferase activity. The record is from RefSeq and is a predicted model, not a curated record. Gene Ontology annotation, biological process: rRNA methylation. NCBI's taxonomy places the organism in Eukaryota, Metazoa, Chordata, Amphibia, Anura, Dicroglossidae. The transcript is spliced from 9 exons.